Molecule: messenger RNA, 1594 nt
Organism: Paramisgurnus dabryanus
Lineage: Eukaryota; Metazoa; Chordata; Actinopteri; Cypriniformes; Cobitidae
Gene: otol1b
Product: otolin 1b
Molecular function (GO): protein binding
Source: RefSeq, a predicted model, not a curated record
GAUUUCACCCUUCAGUAGGGCAACACAUUUGGAUAGGCAUUUGUGUCUGCCCACUUGGGUAGAGUGACAUAUGACUUGAGAUGAUUCACAUUUCUUCUCUUUCUCCACAGACAAAAAAUGUGCAGCUUCUGUAUACGUACUCUUUUCCUGGCUAUAAUAGCGCUGACUUUUCUUGCCUCAUAUGACACGAUCAAGCCCACUCAGAGGCCAAAGUAUCAGUACACCAAGAAACCCCCUCGAGAGUUGCCCCAAACUACUGUAUAUGUAGGGAAGCCUACGGUCACAGCACGGAUUGUGGACUACACCAAAACAAGAGAGCGUCUCCCCACGGCCAUCACAGAGAGCACAACGGUUUCAGCAGACAACUAUAUUGACUACCCUACAGAUACCACUGCAUCUCCUACUGCCACUAAAGACAAUUACACACUGGACUACAAUGAAUGCUAUUUCAAUGUCUGUGAGUGCUGCCCUCCGGAGAAAGGUCCACAGGGCUUUAAAGGAGACAUAGGUCUGCCAGGAAUACCUGGUGAAAAGGGAGAACCUGGAGUCAAAGGUGAACCAGGCCCAAUGGGGCCACAAGGGAUUGCAGGGUCUAAAGGGCAAAAAGGAUGUUUUCUUUCCAACUGUAUUGGAACAGGAGAGAGAGGUGAGCCAGGAAGCACAGGAUUCUCUGGAUCUCCAGGCAUUCAGGGAAAGGCUGGAAUGAAAGGUGAAAUGGGUAAUAAGGGUGAAAAGGGUGCCAGUGGUCUGCCAGGAUUUAAAGGAUCUAAAGGGGAAAAAGGAGAGCCAAACGUCAAUGCUUCAAAAGGAGAACAGGGAGACACUGGAAAAAGCGGGCCACCAGGACCCCACGGCAUGACUGGUGAAAAGGGUGAAAAGGGGGAUAGAGGAGAGUGUGGUUUACUUGGGGAGAGGGGUCAAAAAGGUGAACCAGGUGACCCUGGACCACCGGGAGUACGUGGAGACCCUGGUCCAUCUGGACAACACGGCAUGCACGGAACUCCCGGCAUUCCUGGAGAACGUGGAGAAGCAGGAAUUCCUGGAGCCAAGGGUGAACCAGGGGGACGUGGACCACCAGGGCCCAAUGGUAUGAGGGGUCCGAGGGGAAUAAAGGGGGAUCGUGGGCUGCAGGGGAAACGCGGUGACCGAGGCCUACGUGGAAUAAAGGGUGCUACGGGCCAAAGUGGUUUGAGACUACGGUCUGCAUUCAGUGUUGGCCUAUAUCCCAGCAAGUCUUUUCCUCCUUCAGGAUAUCCAGUUCGCUUCGACAAGGUCUUUUACAAUGGAGAAAACCAUUAUGAUCUAGCCACAAGCAAAUUCAACUGCACCUAUUCAGGAGUUUAUGUGUUCUCCUAUCAGAUCACAGUUAGGAACAAACCACUACGAGCUUCUUUGGUGGUCAACGGGGUACGAAAGGUCCGCUCUAGGGACACUCUACAUGGUCAAGACAUUGACCAGGCAUCAAACCUUGUGAUUUUGAAGCUGGAUGCUGGUGACCAGGUAUGGGUAGAGACGCUGAGGGACUGGAAUGGUGUCUACUCCAGUAGUGAAGAUGACAGCACCUUCUCUGGCUUCAUACUCUAUCCUGACUAAC